AUGUUCACCGUUUUGCUGCGCGCCAGGGCGGGGAUGAAAGUGGAAGGUUUGAUUCAGAACUUUGUCCGGCAGGUUCGCACGUUGAGCCUUCAAAUGGUAGAUGUUGGGGCCAAAGCUACAACGCGCCGAACGGCUCGGGCUGGCUGCACUGUGGUGGUCGGCAAGGAGGUGGCUGCAGCCUUGGCAGCUAAGACGGUGGCCAAGGGUGAUGUAUUUACAGUUAGUGAAGUUGCUGGAAUCAUGGCAGCGAAGCGCACGCCAGACCUGCUGCCACUGUGCCAUCCUUUGCCUUUGACCCGUGCCACUGUUCAUUGCAAGCUCGAUGAAGAGAAUGCGCUGGUGCAUGUCGAAGCGGAUGUGUCAUGUGAUGGCCAGACCGGUGUUGAAAUGGAGAGCCUAGCAGCGGCUUCAACUGCUGCACUGUGCAUCUAUGACAUGUGCAAGCCGAUUAGCAAAGGCAUUGUGAUCACAAACCUUCGGCUAUUGAGCAAGACCGGAGGGAAGAGUGGUGACUAUGUCGCACCGGAGGGUGCAGCCUGA
This is a messenger RNA of Durusdinium trenchii, 540 nucleotides long. NCBI's taxonomy places the organism in Eukaryota, Dinophyceae, Suessiales, Symbiodiniaceae. The record is from the annotation of a GenBank genome assembly.